This is a messenger RNA of Dendroctonus ponderosae (mountain pine beetle), 957 nucleotides long. Its product is annotated as adrenodoxin-like protein 2, mitochondrial. The record is from RefSeq and is a predicted model, not a curated record. Bases 206 to 676 code for a protein of 156 amino acids. Gene Ontology annotation, molecular function: 2 iron, 2 sulfur cluster binding. Lineage: Eukaryota; Metazoa; Arthropoda; Insecta; Coleoptera; Curculionidae. The transcript is spliced from 5 exons. Gene Ontology annotation, cellular component: mitochondrion. Gene Ontology annotation, biological process: P450-containing electron transport chain; positive regulation of oxidoreductase activity.
AAGUAUGGCAACGUCGUUUUUAACCCUUGUGCUUCAUGACGUUCUAAUGUUUUUAAAUGGCGAAGUGUACAACAUAUACUAUCGAGUGAUGAGAAAUUCUCAGUCUUCCUGCUUCAUUGAUGAAGAAAGUGAUAUUUGAAGGCAAUAUCACUGUAUAGUGCAAUUAAUGUUGCUGCUAGCCUGCAUGUAAACUUGUGUAAAUACAAUGACUUUUAAUGGAUUGAAAUGGGCUGGAACACUUACCAAAUAUGUUACUUCUUACCGUCACUAUCUCAGGAACAGCUCAAGACUGUUUUCUGUAAAUCGGCCAGAAAGCGAACCAGUGUUAAGCAAAAAAGAAGUUCAAGUCACGUUUAUAAAAGCAAACGGUGAGAAGAUCCAAACGAAGGGCAAAAUAGGAGAUUCGCUCUUAGAUGUUGUAGUCAAUAACAACAUAGAUUUAGAUGGAUUCGGAGCUUGUGAAGGAACUCUUACUUGCUCAACUUGUCACUUAAUAUUGUCUAAGAGCACAUACGAUUCAUUACCAAACAAACCUUCUGAUGAGGAAUUGGACAUGUUGGAUUUAGCCUAUGAUUUGUGUGAUACAUCUCGUCUGGGUUGUCAAAUCGUUCUAACAGAGGAGUUAGCUGGGCUGGAAGUAAAUGUACCUGCUACAAUAAACGACGCUCGCAGUUAACAUUAGUAGGACGAGACAAUAGAUCUAUAUAAAUUAAAGGAAACAUUUAAUGCAAUUUGUUAGAAGUUAACGUUAUCCCAUAAAGUUAGAGAUUUAACAUUAAAAAUAUUUUUGUAUUUAGUAUUAUCGAACUAGUAUACCUACUAAUUGGAAUGUAUGUUUCCCUCACAAAAUGAGACAUUGAUUUAGUUUGUAUAUAUGUACUUAGACGAUUUUAUAUAUGGUCAAUUAUGAUAAUGACAGUUGCAUGAAUAGUAAAUUGUUAAUCGUUGAUUAAUCGA